Molecule: messenger RNA, 1659 nt
Organism: Exophiala spinifera
Lineage: Eukaryota; Fungi; Ascomycota; Eurotiomycetes; Chaetothyriales; Herpotrichiellaceae
Exons: 4
Coding region: 1-1659 (552 amino acids)
Biological process (GO): transmembrane transport; carbohydrate transport
Cellular component (GO): membrane
Molecular function (GO): carbohydrate:proton symporter activity
Source: RefSeq, a predicted model, not a curated record
AUGUCUCGGCAAGGCUCACUCAGGCUCAGCGUCACUGACGAUGUUAACCGCAUUGAGGCUCCAGUUACCUGGAAGGCAUACCUCAUGUGUGCUUUUGCCUCCUUCGGUGGUAUCUUCUUUGGCUAUGACAGUGGUUACAUCAACGGUGUGAACGGCUCCGACAUAUUCAUUCGCAAGGUCGAAGGGCCUGAUGCUACUGCACUGAGCUCAUCACAUCAAUCUCUUAUUGUCUCGAUCCUUUCUGCCGGAACAUUCUUUGGUGCUCUCAUUGCCGGUGAUCUGGCGGAUAUGAUCGGAAGAAAAUGGACCGUUAUUCUUGGUUGCUUGAUCUACAUGAUUGGUGUUGUUAUCCAGAUGAUCACAGGUGCCGGCGACGCUCUGGCAGCUAUUGUCACGGGUCGAGUGAUCGCCGGUAUUGGUGUCGGCUUCGAAAGUGCCAUUGUUAUUCUCUACAUGAGCGAGAUUUGCCCACGCAAAGUUCGCGGCGCCCUCGUCGCUGGUUAUCAAUUCUGCAUUACCAUUGGUCUCCUGCUUGCAUCCAUUGUGGUCUAUGCCACUGAGGGUCGCAACGACACUGGAUCUUACAGAAUCCCAAUUGCAAUCCAGUUCGCAUGGGCUAUCAUCUUGGCCGGUGGAUUGAUGACUCUGCCGGACUCGCCUCGAUACUUCGUGAAGAAGGGACGACUCGAAGAUGCUACGAUUUCAUUGUCGAAGCUCCGUGGUCAACCACGAGACUCAGAGUACAUUCAAGUCGAACUGGCAGAAAUUGUGGCCAACGAGGAAUACGAGCGCCACAUUAUCCCAGACAGUGGCUGGUUCUCGAGCUGGGCCAACUGUUUCAAAGGAAGUCUUUGGGAAGCCAAGUCUAAUUUGCGUCGAACAAUUCUGGGCACUUCUCUACAAAUGAUGCAACAAUGGACCGGUGUUAACUUUAUCUUUUACUAUUCCACUCCUUUCUUGCAGUCGACCGGGGCCAUCGACAACACUUUCCUUAUUUCGCUCAUCUUCACCCUUGUCAACGUUUGCUCAACUCCCUUGUCGUUCUGGACAGUCGAGCGGUUCGGCCGUCGUACGAUCCUCUUCUGGGGUGCCCUCGGCAUGUUGAUCUGCCAGUUCAUUGUCGCCAUUGUUGGUGUCACGGUCGGCUUCAACCACACUCACCCCGACCCUAGCGAUCCCGAUGUCAGCCUCGCCGACAACAUCUCCGCAGUCAAUGCCCAAAUCGCAUUCAUUGCAAUCUUCAUUUUCUUCUUCGCCUCUACCUGGGGUCCUGGCGCGUGGAUUGUCAUUGGCGAGAUCUUUCCACUACCAAUUCGCUCUCGUGGUGUCGCCUUGUCAACGGCAUCCAACUGGCUCUGGAAUACUAUUAUUGCCGUCAUCACCCCCUACAUGGUCGGCGAGGAACAUGGCAACCUCAAGUCUUCGGUCUUUUUCAUCUGGGGAGGUCUUUGCACAGCGGCAUUCGUGUACACCUAUUUCUUCGUCCCCGAGACCAAGGGUCUUAGCCUCGAGCAAGUCGACAAGAUGUUCGAAGAGACGACUCCUCGGACCUCUGCAAAGUGGAAGCCCAGCAAGACAUUCGCAGGUCGGGUUGCUAGAGACGGCGUCUUGGAGAAGGACGUCGUGGACCAGGUUGAGAGAAGAGGCUCUGCUUAUUAA